AUGUCGAAUCCUGAAGAACUCGAUACACGUAUCCAACAGCUGGUGGAAGAUACACUUCAACGUCACCAAGAGCAAACAUUGGCAGCUGCUACCUCUGUUGCUGAAACAAUUGCUUCACGUUUCUUAGACAGCCAACAGUCAAAGAUUGAUAAAGCGUUGGAAUCUCAAAAGAAAUUGGCCAGCGUCAAUCUAAAAGGCAAAGGAAAUCAACACCAAUUUAACUUUUGCCAAAACGUUAUGGACAAAUUCGACAAGGCAGCGGACAGUUUGGCGGAUAAGGACAUCGAAAAAGCGCAAAAAUUGUUGUCUGAAGGUAAGACCUUAGUUGAGAAACGUAUUAAACUCAUUAAGUUGGCAGACAGAGAAGAUUGGGUAACGGUUAAUGAAUAUUUAAGUGACGACUUAGCGUCUGAUUCAGAAGACGAAAAACUUAUAAAUCGAGCAAUCCGUUCAGCCAAUGCUAAAAGCGAAAAGCGUAGAAAAUUAAAGCAACGCACUUUUCCCCAACGAAUGAACUUUGAUCGUAGUAGACCAGCAUCCCAAUUUCAAACGUAUUUUGGCCCAAGGUAUUCUGGAACAAGAGAAAGUCCUCGCCUAAGCGAAAACAUUGUAUGCUGGGGCUGUGAACAUUCUGUAGUGGGAAAACUUCAACAAAAUUUAAGAUUCUGGCAGGAUGAGCUUGAUACGUCACCUUUCGUUUUAAACGGUUGUAUCGAAGAGGUUUCCAACGUUCCAAAUUGUUGCAAUCCGCUUACAGUAGCAGAAGGAAAUAAAUUACGAUUGGUUUUAGAUUUAAGACAUGUGAACGAUUACUUAACUUUUCCAAAAUUUAAAUACGAAGAUUUAAAAAUCUUAUCACAGCAUCUUGAAACAGAUUAUUACUUCUCAACGUUUGAUUUAAAACAUGGCUACCAUCACAUUCCCAUUCAUGAGCAUGAUCGAAAGUAUUUAGGAUUUCCCUGGACUUUUCCAGAUAACACGGUAAAAUAUUAUCAAUUUCUCGUUUUACCUUUCGGUCUGGCUAGCGCUUGUUACGCGUUUACAAAGCUGACAAGACCUUUGUUAACAAAAUGGCGAAAAGACGGUAUAAGAUGUACUAUGUAUUUAGAUAAUGGUAUUUUUGGUUCAAAAUUAUUAGAGACAACAAAAAAGCAUUCUGCGAUUAUUCAAAACGAUUUAGCAAGAGCAGGACUCACCAUUAAUCUAGAAAAAUCAAAGUUUGAGCCUCGUAAAACUGGAAAAUGGCUCGGCUUUAACAUCGAUACCCGCACUAGCAAAUUUUACGUUCCAUCUGAAAAACUAAGUAAACUUUUCUCACUUGUGAAAUUAGCAUUAAACAGCGAUCGUGUAAGCGCAAAAUUUAUCUCAAAAAUUGCCGGACGAAUUAUCUCAAUGACUUUAGCUAUUGGCCCUUUAACAAGACUUUUUACAAGGCACAUGUACCGCUUUAUAGAAUCUCGUAUAACUUGGCAAAAAUUAGAAACGUUAGAUGAAUUUUUAAAGUCAGAUCUUCUUUUUUGGUACAGAAACCUCUUCAACACAAACGGUUAUCAAAUAAAAAAGAACACCUUAACAACCAAGGUUAUUUACUCCGACGCCAGUGACAGUGGUUAUGGGGGUUAUGUUAUGCAACGGUUGGGAGAUAUUAUCGCCAGGGGAAAUUUUACUUCGGAAGAAAGACGUACAAGUUCUACUUACCGGGAACUUUUAGCUGUUAAACUUAUUCUGCAAGCGGUAGGCCCACGUGUAAAAAAUGAAUCAGUUCAAGGGUUUUCAGAUAAUGUUAAUGUCACUCGAAUUACAGAAGUAGGCAGCAGGAGACCGCAUUUACAAAAACUCGCUUUAGAAAUUUUUGAUGCUUCAAUAAUUUUUUAA
Molecule: messenger RNA, 1875 nt
Organism: Hydractinia symbiolongicarpus
Lineage: Eukaryota; Metazoa; Cnidaria; Hydrozoa; Anthoathecata; Hydractiniidae
Exons: 3
Coding region: 1-1875 (624 amino acids)
Source: RefSeq, a predicted model, not a curated record